GGUGAUGCCGGGCGGCUCUGCCUCCCCGCUGCCGGGCGCGGAGCACACGGACGGACCCACACCGAGUGCCCAGGUAGGGCACAGGGACACGGACCCGCUCCCCCGCGGGCGGGCAGGGGACAGCCCCCGCCCCGGGAAGGGGACCGAUCCCCCGCAAGGUGCGACCCUUCCAGAGAAGCGACGGCGGACACCCCCAGCUCUUCCAGGGAGGAGGAAAAGCAGCAGCUCCUGGUCAGAGGCUGAAGUCACCGGUGUGCACAUCCCUAAGCUCUUCCCCUGCUGUGUGGACACCAGCCCCCUCGGAAGCGAUGGGUGAGCGGGGCUGCGGGGCGUGAGACCCGGCGACUCCUCACGCAGGUCGGGCCGUGGCAGCGCCGUGGCCAUGCUGCCGGGCACCGCGCAGAAGAGGAUCGCCUCGUCCGUCUUCAUCACGCUGGUGCCGCCGCGCAGGGAGGCGGCUGCCGAGGGCAGGACCCAAAGGCAGCGGCAGCCGGGUGCUGCUGAGGCGCCCGGCACCCGUCGCCCCCCGAGCCCGCCGCCGCCGCUCCCCGCCGUGCCCAGCGCAGAAAGCUGCCCAGCAGCCCCAGUGCCUUCGUCCCCACCAGUCCUCAUCCUCGCCGAUGCCCCCCAGCCCUUGUCUGCCGAGGCGCUGGGUCCGGCGCUGCAGCAACUGGACCUUGCAGCACCCGCCAGCCUCCAGGUCCCUUCUGCCCUCCCUGCCGAACUGAGGCCGCCUAAGCAUUGCCAGGAGCCAGCAGGCAAGCCGCAGCGGCAGGAAGCCAACGGGUACCCAGAGAGAGACAGCUCCAGAGAUAUCUGUGCCUUCUGCCACAAAGCUCUGGGAGCCCGGGAGCCGACGGUGGAGGCGCUGAGGAAGCAGUACCACGCAGCCUGCUUCACCUGCCGCACCUGCCAGCGGCUCCUGGCCGGGCAGCGCUACUACCAGAGGGACGGGCGGCCCGUGUGCGACGCCUGCUACCAGGCCACGCUGGAGAAAUGCGCCAAGUGCCGGGGGCUGAUCGCGGAGCGCAUCGUGCGUGCCCUGGGUAAGGGCUACCACCCCGGCUGCUUCUCCUGCACCGCCUGCGGCCGCGCCAUCGGCGCCGAGAGCUUCGCUGUGGAUGAGCGGGACGAGGUGUACUGUGUGGCUGACUUCUACAGGAAGUACGCAGCGGUGUGCAGUGCCUGUGAGCUGCCCAUCAUUCCCUGUGAGGACAGGGACACCUACAAGAUCGAGUGCCUGGGACGGACGUUCCACGAGAGCUGCUACUGCUGCGAGAGCUGCAGGACACCCCUGUCACCAGAGCCAACAGAGAAUGGGUGCUACCCCCUGGACAACCACCUCCUCUGCAAGUCCUGCCACGUCCGCUGGCGAAACGAGUCGUCCUGCUAAAACCCAACGGCUCCACCUCUGUCAUCCAGUGCCAGGCACCCAAACAGGGAUGCACUCACCAGGAUGCACCCCACAGCUGGUCCUGGGUGCCUGCUGCAACCCUGAAUAGCUGCAGAACCAGUGUUUCCAGCACCAAGAUGCACCCAGGAGCCCGACCCGCUGGGCUGGCAAGGCAGAGGAGCGCAGAGGUAACAUCCUGACACAGCUCUGAGCUCCUUGUGAACAUAAAAAGCCCUGGCACAGAGGCUGUGGUGGGGGAGCUGAGGUUUCUGUCACUCACUCCUGUAUUUUAAACUCCUUUUUUAAGGCUGGUUUGGUUUCUUUGGGUGUUUUUCCUUUCUUCUGGAGCUUCCUUGGGGUUUGAAACCUUUCUCUCUGCAGUGAUGCACUGAUUUAGUUACGUGCAGUUAAAUAAAACCACUGUU
Messenger RNA from Colius striatus (speckled mousebird), 1818 nucleotides. It is a transcript of the gene FBLIM1, whose product is annotated as filamin binding LIM protein 1. Gene Ontology annotation, biological process: cell-cell adhesion. NCBI's taxonomy places the organism in Eukaryota, Metazoa, Chordata, Aves, Coliiformes, Coliidae. The coding region runs from base 383 to 1393 and encodes 336 amino acids. Gene Ontology annotation, cellular component: stress fiber; focal adhesion. The transcript has 10 exons. The record is from RefSeq and is a predicted model, not a curated record. Gene Ontology annotation, molecular function: filamin binding.